This is a messenger RNA of Vigna umbellata (rice bean), 915 nucleotides long. RefSeq names its product transmembrane ascorbate ferrireductase 2. Gene Ontology annotation, molecular function: oxidoreductase activity. NCBI's taxonomy places the organism in Eukaryota, Viridiplantae, Streptophyta, Magnoliopsida, Fabales, Fabaceae. The record is from RefSeq and is a predicted model, not a curated record.
AGGAAGAAACUGAUAUCACUGUACAAAGCUACACCAUUUUCAUUUUGUAUAUCCUUUCACAUUUCUUUUAUUUCCUUCCCUCUUGUGUCUCUUCCCAUUUCUCUCUACAAAGAUUCCAAUGGCGAAUCUCCCCGUGGUAAGUUUUCCGAUCUUCACAGUGGUCAGGGUGGUCGGCGUCGCCGUCACCGUUCUUCUCCUCACAUGGGCCGUCCAUUUUCGGGGUGGCCUCGCUCUCGUCUCUGACAACAAAGAUCUAAUCUUUAACGUUCAUCCUGUGUUGAUGGUGAUUGGGCUUGUUCUAAUCAAUGGUGAAGGGAUGCUUGCAUACAAGACUCUAUCUGGAACUAAAAGCUUCAAAAAAUCAGUUCAUCUCACUUUACAGUUUGCUGCUCUCAUUUUGAGCUUGAUCGGUAUCUGGGCUGCUUGGAAGUUUCACAUUGACAAGGGCAUUGACAACUUCUACAGCCUCCAUUCAUGGUUAGGCCUUGCAUGCUUUUUCCUGUUCCUCAUCCAGUGGGCUGCUGGGUUUGCAACAUUUUGGUACCCUGGAGGGUCAAGAAAUAGAAGAGCAACUUUACUGCCAUGGCAUGUUUUCUUUGGUAUGUAUAUCUAUGCCUUGGCCAUAGCCACAACUGCUACUGGUAUUUUGGAAAAAGCUACAUUCCUUCAGGUGAACAAAAUCAUAUCACGCUAUUCCAAUGAAGCACUUCUGAUCAAUUCUUUAGGCAUUUUGAUAGUCAUUUUAGGUGGCUUUGUUAUUCUUGGACUUAUUACUCCAGUUUAUGGUAAAGCUGAUGUCAUACGGGGAAAUGAGUAACCAUAUUGUAAUAUAUGUAAUCCAAAAUUGAGGAACAUGGACAUGGAUAUAUCAAACUCAUUGAACGUGUAUACAGGUUUAUUUCUAAAUUUUAUUUA